Amoebophrya sp. A120 is the source of this 656-nucleotide messenger RNA. The record is from the annotation of a GenBank genome assembly. NCBI's taxonomy places the organism in Eukaryota, Dinophyceae, Syndiniales, Amoebophryaceae.
AUGUUACGUAAAAGCCAGCUUGGUUGCUGCGAAAAUAUUCAUUGCUAUUUUUUUUUUCAAUAACGCCAAGUCGUUCUUUACAAUUUUAUCAAGUUCAUCGAGUUUGUUUCUGUUUCGCUCUAAACUACUGUUAGCCGUUUCUAAAUCUAAAGAGUUUCGCUCUAAAUCACAAAAGAUGUUGCGCAGAAGUACGUCCUGCGAAAAAAAAUUGCAAGUAUCGCUCUCAAACACGAAUAAAAGCAGUACGAGCUACUGGUGCGAAUUAAGAAGUCUUAUAAAAAUCCGUAUACCAAAAAUUAGUGAGAGUAAAGGAUUAAUACGAAGAUGCGAGCUACUUGUGAUUUAACAAGGUUCAUCUCCUGAGAGACAAAUCUAACGAUCCAAACAGUACUAACGAAAUUUUAACCCGUAUACUAAUUCAAAUUGGGCUGUGAAACCUUUGGAGAUCUUCACUGAUGAUGUGUGAGCUAGUGUUAAAAUGCAAACAUGUAUUUGGAUUCCAGUCUCGGUACGCCUAGUACGCACGAGUAACUGCGCGAGCUGCUGGCUUCUGACCGCCUUUCUGGUGGAAACAAGACAGCUUUCUGAGGUACAAAAUGCAAUGGAAAAAAAGAGUGCAGAAGCUCCAGUUCUACCCUAGGUAGACACAAAACAAG